This is a messenger RNA of Conger conger (European conger), 2142 nucleotides long. RefSeq names its product lysosomal associated membrane protein family member 5 (gene lamp5). The transcript is spliced from 6 exons. The coding region runs from base 861 to 1691 and encodes 276 amino acids. Lineage: Eukaryota; Metazoa; Chordata; Actinopteri; Anguilliformes; Congridae. Gene Ontology annotation, cellular component: membrane. The record is from RefSeq and is a predicted model, not a curated record.
AUUUAGUGUUUAGAACAAGGACACCGUGUAAAAUAUGCGUGACUAUUAUUAUUUAUUUAUUUAUUUAUUUAUUUUAGCGGGGGGCGGUCAUUGACACUUAAUUUUAUUUCAUUCCGUAAGGCGCAAUAGUGUUUUGGGAGGGUGGUGGCAUACGCUUAUGUAUUUGAGCUAUUUCCUGAAAAUACCCUCCGCUCAGACCCCGGUGAUUGGAGACUGGCGGUGGCGGAGCACAGACGCAGCGUUAUUGAAAGUGUGCCGUUGUAAGUGACAGCUCGGUCUGCGUCGCUGUGGUCGCGGCUCUCCCUCCCCCCGGCUGAGCGCGCGCACCCCCGGGCCUCGGGAGCACAUCGCGGCGCACACACAGCUGCAACCUUGCCCGGAAGCGGAGGGAACAACGAGGGGUUUACACUCAUCUCUGCUGCGAUGGCAGUCACGAAAACAUCAGCAUUGCGGGAUUAGAGAGCCGGUGCGCUUCAAGCGAACAACUUAAGAACUUCCCUCCGCGAGUUAUUUACCUCCAGCAGCGCCGCAGUCUCUUCUCAGUCGUCCUUUCCGUGGACACGAGCAGGACAUAGCGCAAGCUUCUGGGUUUAAACGCGUUGCUGAAUAAUACCGUCCCUUUUUAAUAGCGAGACGUACCUGGGCGCUCUGACCAUAUAUCGACAAAGACGACUAAAACGCGGCGAAUGUGGGCUGGAUACUGCCUCACGUAUACCUGUGCAGUUACUGCAGACGCAGCGUGCCGAGCGUGACCGUGCGACGCGGAGUGGAAACCACAGCUGCCCGUUUCGUGUGGAGGUUUUUUUUUUUCCAAAAAGACGCAAAGAACUUCAGAUCUUCGGAAGCCAAACGACUGAAUUAUGAAGGGCAUCGGAUUCAGCACCACGGGCAGCAGCGGAGUGCAGCUGGUAACGUUUGUUCUUUUCAGCGUUCUGUCUUGCAUACUGGCGGAACAAGAAGUUGAGAACCUCUCCGGGUUGUCCACGAACCCGGACAAAGACAUAUUCGUGGUGCGGGAAAACGGGACGACGUGCCUAAUGGCCGAGUUUGCGGUCAGAUUCGUUGUUCCAUACGACGUCCUUGCACUCAAUGGUAUCGACCUGAUUACGGAACAAGCUUCGCUCGCACUGCCCCGUGGCGCGGAGAUCGAGGGGCGAUGCGGGACCACGGAAGCGGAGCUUCAGAUAGCCUGGAUAAACGACGCCUACACGUUCCGCAUCUUCUUCACCAAGGAAGUGUCAAAAGGAAAGGACAUUUGGAAGAUCAGCAAGGUUCAGCUGGUGUAUGACACUUCAGAAGCGACACACUUCAUCAGCGCAUACAACCCGGGGAAGCACACUGCUAGCACACACCGUCUCUCAGCGCUGGUGACCCCAGCUGGGCGGUCCUAUGAGUGCCAGGCGACUCAGAGCCUCACCCUCAUCUCCACGGACCACCAGAAGGGCGUGAGCGUGUUCCUCUCCGACAUCCGCAUUCAGCCCUUCGACAUCCCCAGCGACUUCACCUUCGGCCCAGUGUAUAAGUGCAUCACAGACCAGCGGGAGCAGCUGGAGGAGAUGCUGCCCCUGAUCCUGGGCAUCAUUCUGGGGGUCAUCAUCGUCAUCACACUCUCCGUGUACCACGUGCACCUCAAAAUGACCGCCCAGCAGCCCCAGCUGCCCCGCGACCGCUCACUCUACAAGAACAUGUGAGAGAGAGCUGCUCCUCCCAGUGCUGCUCCUCCCAGAGCUGCUCCUCCCAGUGCUGCUCCUCCCAGUGCUGCUCAUCCCAGUGCUGCUCAUCCCAGUGCUGCUCCCCAACCGCAUCAUCCAACCACUAUACGGCAUGAGCCCAAACCACACUAUAACACAAGCCCAAACCACACUACAACACAAGCCCAAACCACACUACAACACAAGCCCAAACCACACUACAACACAAGCCCAAACCACACUACAACACAAGCCCAAACCACACUAUAACACAAGCCCAAACCACACUAUAACACAAGCCCAAACCAUGCUACAACACAAGCCCAAACCACACUAUAACACAAGCCCAAACCACACUACAACACAAGCCCAAACCACACUAUAACACAAGCCCAAACCACACUACAACACAAGCCCAAACCACACUAUAACAAAGCCCAAACCACACUAU